This is a messenger RNA of Prorocentrum cordatum, 1757 nucleotides long. The record is from the annotation of a GenBank genome assembly. Lineage: Eukaryota; Dinophyceae; Prorocentrales; Prorocentraceae.
GCCCAGCUGGUGCCCGGCCGUGGCUCCGAAGCAGCUCUCGUCAGCGAGCCAGCCAUCGAGAAUGCGACGGAGGGGAAGUGCUGCUUCAACGGGUGCGGCGACGAGGGCUCGUGCGUGACGGGCUACUGCGCCUCGCUGGAGCUGUGCCUGAAGCCUCAGCCCGAUGGCGGCUGCGACUCGUCCCCGCCUUACGGCCAGGGGGCCAAGCCCAGCUGGUGCCCGGCCGUGGCUCCGAAGCAGCUCUCGUCAGCGACGCCAGCCAUCGAGAAUGCGACGGAGGGGAAGUGCUGCUUCAACGGGUGCGGCGACGAGGGCUCGUGCGUGACGGGCUACUGCGCCUCGCGGGAGCUGUGCCUGAAGCCUCAGCCCGAUGGCGGCUGCGACUCGUCCCCGCCUUACGGCCAGGGGGCCAUGCCCAGCUGGUGCCCGGCCGUGGCUCCGAAGCAGCUCUCGUCAGCGGCGCCAGCCAUCGAGAAAGCGACGGAGGGGAAGUGCUGCUUCAACGGGUGCGGCGACGAGGGCUCGUGCGUGACGGGCUACUGCGCCUCGCGGGAGCUGUGCCUGAAGCCUCAGCCCGAUGGCGGCUGCGACUCGUCCCCGCCUUACGGCCAGGGGGCCAUGCCCAGCUGGUGCCCGGCCGUGGCUCCGAAGCAGCUCUUGUCAGCGACGCCAGCCAUCGAGAAUGCGACGGAGGGGAAGUGCUGCUUCAACGGGUGCGGCGACGAGGGCUCGUGCGUGACGGGCUACUGCGCCUCGCGGGAGCUGUGCCUGAAGCCUCAGCCCGAUGGCGGCUGCGACUCGUCCCCGCCUUACGGCCAGGGGGCCAUGCCCAGCUGGUGCCCGGCCGUGGCUCCGAAGCAGCUCUCGUCAGCGACGCCAGCCAUCGAGAAUGCGACGGAGGGGAAGUGCUGCUUCAACGGGUGCGGCGACGAGGGCUCGUGCACGGGCUGCUGUGCCUGAAGCCUCAGCCCGAUGGCGGCUGCGACUCGUCCCCGCCUUACGGCCAGGGGGCCAAGCCCAGCUGGUGCCCGGCCGUGGCUCCGAAGCAGCUCUCGUCAGCGACGCCAGCCAUCGAAUGCGACGGAGGGGAAGUGCUGCUUCAACGGGUGCGGCGACGAGGGCUCGUGCGUGACGGGCUACUGCGCCUCGCGGGAGCUGUGCCUGACGCCUCAGCCCGAUGGCGGCUGCGACUCGUCCCCGCCUUACGGCCAGGGGGCCAAGCCCAGCUGGUGCCCGGCCGUGGCUCCGAAGCAGCUCUCGUCAGCGACGCCAGCCAUCGAGAAUGCGACGGAGGGGAAGUGCUGCUUCAACGGGUGCGGCGACGAGGGCUCGUGCGUGACGGGCUACUGCGCCUCGCGGGAGCUGUGCCUGAAGCCUCAGCCCGAUGGCGGCUGCGACUCGUCCCCGCCUUACGGCCAGGGGGCCAAGCCCAGUUGGUGCGUCUGGUGAGUUCGCAUGCUGGGUACAGUCGGUAAGAUUUUGUGAUGUGUGCAUGAAGGGAACAUGCAGCAGCUGCCCUACGUACAGAAUUGCCUAAUACUCACGAGCGCAGCUGCUGUGAUAGCGCUUGCAAAGUCCUGCAUGAUUUUGCCAUACAUGCGUGUCAGAGGAGUUCGAUACCCAGUUGUUGCCAGUGUUGCUCCAAGAGAGGGCAACAACUGCAUACAGGAAGACCGCAGGUAUCCAUCGCAUGUGGGGCAUUUCUUCAGUGGCGGAAGAGCGCAAAUACUUACAAAAAGUGAGGGGCGAAGGACUGC